Trichechus manatus latirostris (Florida manatee) is the source of this 4831-nucleotide messenger RNA. RefSeq names its product C-terminal binding protein 2 (gene CTBP2). NCBI's taxonomy places the organism in Eukaryota, Metazoa, Chordata, Mammalia, Sirenia, Trichechidae. Gene Ontology annotation, molecular function: NAD binding; oxidoreductase activity, acting on the CH-OH group of donors, NAD or NADP as acceptor; DNA-binding transcription factor binding. The transcript has 9 exons. Gene Ontology annotation, cellular component: nucleus. The record is from RefSeq and is a predicted model, not a curated record. Gene Ontology annotation, biological process: regulation of transcription by RNA polymerase II. Bases 1219 to 4188 code for a protein of 989 amino acids.
CCUGUGGUUGCUACGGUGAUGCUUCUCUGGAAUGUUCUGUGGGCUUCAGGAGAUUCUUGAAUGCUCCUAUUUGGGACAUUUAUCUAAGUAACUGCUGUUCUUUUUGUUACUGCGUCUAAAGUCCCUGUGGACUCUGCAGAAGCCUAACCCAUAUGAAUAUGGAAGCUCACCUCCAAGGUCUAAGCCAGGCCGUGUCUGCUGAAUUAUCCUUUCCUCUCAGACAUGGUUAAAGGGAAGCAGGUCUCAGGCACAGCUGCUUCCCACCCCCAGAUUUUUAGGGGUUAGCAGUGAUCCUCCUUUCCCGUGACCUCUUCGCCAUCUAAUAAUGAUAAAGCCCAGAUUACGCAGGGGGUUGGGUUUGUGUUUUUUUCUGGCUGCAUGAAAGGAUCUGUGUUUUACGAUAAGGUGGUAAAGAAUGCGUUUGGACUUUGGCAACAUUACUCAUUUGAAUUUAUAAGCAUAAAGUCUUCUCCAAGGCAGAUCCACCAUCUGCGGAGCCUCGGGCCAGCCUGGCCCAUUUCUCGGGAUACCCCAAGCUCUAGAACCCUGCCUGAGACUUUUCCUUCUCCCCCCGCCUGCCCAUUCUCAUUUCAUUUAUUCUUUGCUGUGUGCAAUGGAUUAACGUUUCAUCAGGGUGGAUUAGGACGGAAUUGACAUGGAGGCUGUUUUUCUUCCCUGCUGUCACUGUUGGGCAGUGUGGGGGAGGGGGCUCAUCCUGAAAGUACCUGGUGAGGAAGAGGGAGAUAAAGCCGGAGUUUGCAGGGCGAAAAUACUUCCCAGGCACAAAUUGGGAGGCCUGGAUGGAGUAGGCAGGUGGUUUCAUCAGCCUAACGCAGUGUCACAUGGAACAAAAGCUGUAGAGGUUUUAUUUAGCUCUUAAUCCGCACGCUGAGAGCACCAAGGUCCAUGUGCACAGACCAGGCAGGGAGGGGGAGCCGCCUGGCCUGCGUGCAGCCCCCCUUUCUGGGACUGAGCCACAAAGAGGAGACUUUAGGCUGUCAUUGCGGAGCGAGGCAAAGUUACUGUGAGUGUUGUGUUUUGUCUACUAAGGUUUCGGAAGAUUAAUAAUUUAGGCCGUACUUCGAAAUAGGAAACCCUCAGCUGGUUGGUCCCACUGUCCCGGGAGGGUUAGGAUGCAGCAGGGCUGUUCCGGAUGUAUGUAACUGAAGAUUAAUAAAGAAAGGCUUCCUUCUGCUGCCUCUCACUCAUCUUUUUCCAAUGCUGGUUCCAAGCAGGCCUGUAGGUAUUGGGUGUUCUCAGAGCUGGGACGCUGCCGGGUGGUACCAAGGCCCCUGGGAGAGCGCCGAGGAGCCCAGGCCGCCGGGGAGGAGAGGUUCUCUGACGUACGGAGGAGAGGGAGCGUGGUAUGAGCAGCUGGACCACAGAGCGCAGAGCGCCAGCGUGCCCGGGGCCGCCGCGCUGGCCCGCGAGCCCUGCCGGUACCAGGAGGAGGCCUUUUAUAACACGCUCGCCGGGCGGAAGGGCUCCGUGCCCAACUUCGCCUUCUACGACACCAGGCAGGCAGUAAUGUCUGCCCGCCCUUCCCUGCCGCCGCGGGACUACUUCGGCGACCCUUCCGUUGCUGCUAGGGUGCCCAAGGAGCCUCACUACUUCAGGGACCCUGGAGUGAGCCAACCGGUGCCUGGUUAUGGGGUGCUGGGCAGCAGAGUGGCAUGGGAUCAAGUGCCAGGCCGGUUCCCAGGCCUGCAGGACGCUGGUCACCUGUAUCGGGAUCCUGGAGGUAAAAUGAUCCCUCCGGGGCAGUGGGUACAGAGCCGGAACCCAUCUCCUGUGCGAUUUGGAGUGGAGCUGCCCGAUGCCAGGCAUGGGGCGGAGGUGGGUGCCUACCCCACCAACCACAUCUACAACGAUGUCAGCGAAAGGCCUGGGGAUUCUGCUCCUGCCAGGCAGGCAGCCCCGACGUGCCUGGUGGUGGACCCCAGCACAGCCACUGCCUCCGGUGGUGGCCCAGGGGCAGCCCCCGGUGCCCUGAAUCGCGGCUAUGGCCCAUCCCGGGAAAGCGUCCACCCCAAGAUGGCUUAUGAGAAUUACGAAGCGGACCUGCCCACUCUCCAGGCACCCAGCAGCAAAAGGAAUGUGCUGCCGGAGUUCCUGGCCUUGCUGCGGGCCGAGGGUGUGGCGGAGGGCACACUGGCCACCCUGCUGCAGCAAGGCUUUGAUUGCCCAGCCAUCCUGGCCACCAUGGAGGAUGCGGACAUCAAGGCCGUCGCACCCAACCUGGGCCAGGCACGAGUCCUGAGCCGCCUGGCCAGCAGCUGCCGGGCUGAGACGCAGCUGCGGAGGCAGGAGCGGGUGGGCCCCCUGCCGCGGGCACGCUCCAGCAGCUUCAGCCACCGCGGCGAGCUGCUCCAUAGCGACUUUGCCUCUCUGGGAGCUGGGGCCCUGCCGCCCCAGCCUCGGGGGCCCCUGCAGACAGCGUCCCCCCGAGUCGGAGACCUGGCCCGCCGCCCUUCGAGUGCGCCAUCCCAGCACCUCCUGGAGAGAGCAGCUACCUACUCUGCCCCUGGGGUGGGCACCCAAGCGCCCCAUCUCCCCUCCAAUUCUGGGUACGGCUCUCCCACCCCUUGUGCCCUGACGGCACGGCUGGGGCCCACGUACCCACCACGGGCUGGGGUAGCCUUGACUAACCCAGGCCCCAGGACAGCCUACUCCACAGCUUACACCGUGCCCAUGGAGCUGCUGAAGCGUGAGCGCGGUGUGGCCGCGUCCCCACUGCCCAGCCCCCACGGAAGCCCCCAGCUCCUGCGGAAGCCUGGUGUCCCCGCGGAGCCGCCUGCGCUGCCACCUGCCAGCCAGCGCCUGCACACCCCGCACGCACCCUACCAGAAGGUGGCUCGGCGGACAGGCACACCGAUCAUCGUCUCCACCGUGCUCACGCCGGAACCAAGUAUCCGUCCCCAGAUCAUGAACGGCCCCCUGCACCCCCGCCCCCUGGUGGCGCUACUCGACGGCCGGGACUGUACCGUGGAGAUGCCCAUCCUGAAGGACCUCGCCACUGUGGCCUUCUGUGACGCCCAGGCCACUCAGGAGAUCCACGAGAAGGUGCUAAACGAAGCGGUCGGCGCCAUGAUGUACCACACCAUCACCCUCACCAGGGAAGACCUGGAGAAGUUCAAGGCCUUGAGAGUGAUCGUGCGGAUAGGCAGCGGCUAUGACAACGUAGACAUCAAGGCUGCCGGCGAGCUGGGGAUCGCUGUGUGCAACAUCCCGUCUGCAGCGGUGGAGGAGACUGCCGACUCCACCAUCUGCCACAUCCUCAACCUCUACCGGCGGAACACGUGGCUGUACCAGGCGCUGCGGGAGGGCACGCGGGUCCAGAGCGUCGAGCAGAUCCGGGAGGUCGCCUCAGGAGCAGCCCGCAUCCGCGGGGAGACGCUGGGCCUCAUUGGCUUCGGUCGCACGGGGCAGGCGGUCGCUGUUCGAGCCAAGGCCUUCGGAUUCAGCGUCAUAUUUUAUGACCCCUACUUGCAGGAUGGGAUCGAGCGGUCCCUGGGCGUACAGAGGAUCUACACCCUGCAGGACUUGCUGUACCAGAGCGACUGCGUGUCCCUCCACUGUAACCUCAACGAGCAUAACCACCACCUCAUCAAUGACUUUACUAUCAAGCAGAUGAGGCAAGGUGCGUUCCUCGUGAACGCAGCCCGCGGCGGGCUGGUAGACGAGAAAGCCUUAGCCCAGGCCCUCAAGGAAGGAAGAAUACGAGGGGCAGCCCUGGACGUGCACGAGUCAGAGCCUUUCAGCUUCGCUCAAGGCCCGCUGAAAGACGCACCAAAUCUCAUCUGCACGCCGCACACGGCCUGGUAUAGCGAACAAGCCUCGCUAGAAAUGAGGGAGGCGGCUGCCACCGAGAUCCGCCGAGCGAUCACAGGUCGCAUCCCAGAAAGCCUAAGAAACUGUGUGAACAAGGAAUUCUUUGUCACAACAGCUCCUUGGUCAGUAAUAGAUCAGCAAGCAAUUCAUCCAGAGCUCAAUGGUGCCACAUACAGAUACCCACCGGGCAUCGUGGGCGUGGCCCCGGGAGGACUUCCUGCAGCCAUGGAAGGCAUCAUCCCCGGAGGCAUCCCCGUCACUCACAACCUCCCCACAGUGGCACACCCUUCCCAAGCCCCUUCUCCCAACCAGCCCACAAAACAUGGGGACAAUCGAGAGCACCCCAACGAGCAAUAGCAUAGGAUGUCAGAAGGUAAUCGUUCAGAUAAACCUGGGACCAAGAGACAGUGAACAGAGGAGAACUCCGAGAAAAAGGAUUGGACAGUCUUCUUAACUGACUCUGGACACUAUGCAUCAUUGCGGUUGCAGUGUUAAAACUAAAAAUGAGCUAGAACGAGACUGGGAAACCCGAAGGUGCCGUGCUACGGAAGGAAGCGCCGAAAGACUAGGGCGUGAUCAUUAACGACCCACUCCUGUUGUUGUGUGUUAAGUUUCUCAUCUGUGCAUCAAAUCACCAAGAAUAAAUAGAUCUUUUUCCUUUCUCAGUCCCUUGGGCACAGCAGGUCCAGAGCACCUUGCUCUCGAUUGUUGCAUCAAGAGUUCCAAACGUGAAAAUAAAAAAUGUAAAGAGGAAAUCCCCACCCGACGACUCUAGUCCCUUCGGUCCACGGGGGCUGGUUACCUCUUGCUAAUAGGAAGAUUAAAUUACAACAAAGCGGGGAGAAAACCGUUUGCCUGUCAGACAACUGCCGGCAGAGGAUUGAAGACAGUACAGGUGCCUGUCCAGAGACGUGUUCCUCACAGCUGAACUGUGUACUGAGCGGGCGAGUUGGCUGUAAGUUCAGUAAUACCCUCUGAUGAUGCAAAAAAAAAAAAAAAA